Messenger RNA from Ceutorhynchus assimilis (cabbage seed weevil), 3426 nucleotides. The record is from the annotation of a GenBank genome assembly. NCBI's taxonomy places the organism in Eukaryota, Metazoa, Arthropoda, Insecta, Coleoptera, Curculionidae.
UAAAGAUCUGACAACAUCGCAAAAUACCAAAAUGGCGGCCGGCUUCUAUUAUUUACAAACUAUGAAAUCUUAAAAUUAUCGAAUUAUCGGUGUAUUUUCCAUUUAAAUCAAUAGAUUGUGAUUUGGAUUCCUCAAGAAAGCGCGAAGAUGAUGUCGAUAGGUCCAAAAAUGGACGGCGGUCCGAACACCAAAUUCUUCGAGAGUCCUGAGACGCUUAUUGCAUUCGAAGGCGUGAAAAACUGGCUGCAAAAAAAUGCUAAGAAGUAUCUCAACAAUGACCCUAUCACGAAUAAAACCCUCUCGCAAACUGUGGUUCAAUUUUUGCAAUUCCAAGAGGAUUUUUUGGGGAAGAAAUCUCAAAAACCACCCAUGACUAGGAUACCGGUUAAAUACUUUCUUGAUUUGAAACCUGGCGGUGCUCUAUGUCAAAUGUUAAAUGCUGCCUAUAAAUUCAAAACUGACCAUGGUUGGCGUCGUUUUGAAAUUCCUUUGGGAAAGAAUACAUCUAAAACAGAUAAAGUUUAUGAAAUGUUUCAAGCAAUGGAAAAAGCCUUGGUACAAAACAAACUCUACACUGUGCCAAUAAUUUAUGUAGACCAAAAUGUUGAUAAAGCAGUUUCACAAAAAAUCAAAGAUAUAAUAAGGAAAAGAAAUGGGCAAGUUGUAGAAACAGAAGAAAAUGCUACUCAUAUUUUAUUUAAUCAUGUAGAUGGUCCUGUGGAGGAGUAUGGAAGACCAGUAGUAAAACGAGAUAAAAUGGUGCUGAUGCAUUGGUAUUAUUUUCCAGAUUCAUUUGAUACGUGGGUCAAUUUAGAGUCAGUUGGGUUAGACGGUAUGUCUUUGGACAGUCCUAGUCCAAAAACAGAACCUUGGAAGGUAACUUAUUCUUGGGUAUUUGAUACCGAUCAGUACAAUGAGUGGAUGUCAGAAGAAGAUUAUGAAGUUGAUGAUACAGGAAGAAAAAAGGUGCAUCCAAGAUUAAUGUCAGUGGAGGACCUAAUGAAUCCGUCAGAUGAUAGAAAAAAGAAAAAGGGUGAUGCAAAAAGAAAAAGAUCACCGUCGCCUACAACAAAAGUAAAAAGAAAAAGUGGCAGAACUGCAGCUAUGCAAGGCAAAAAAAGCAAUAGAGAGGACGAAGAAGAUCUCACAAAAGAUAUGGAAGACCCAGUUCCAGAACCGAAUAUUAUCGAAGUAAAUCCUUCAUCAUCUAAUGGCCAGACAGCCAACAAAAAAGACCACGAAUUGCAACCACUAAAAGGAGGAGCGAUAACAGAAUUAGACGAACCAGAAGACAAAACUGAGGAAAAUUCACAAUCACAAUCUGAAAAAGCAACAGAGGCUAGCACUACACAGGAUGAUGGACAAGAAGAUAAUGUUACUGAACAAACCCAUCAUAUAAUUAUACCGUCAUAUUCAGCUUGGUUUGACUACAAUUCUAUACAUGAGAUUGAAAAAAGGGCUAUGCCUGAGUUCUUUAAUGGCAAAAAUAAAUCUAAGACUCCGGAAAUUUAUCUUGCAUACAGAAAUUUAAUCAUAGAUACCUACAGACUCAAUCCUACAGAAUACAUAACAAGCACAGCAUGCAGAAGAAAUUUAGCAGGAGACGUUUGCGCUAUAAUGAGGGUUCACGCUUUUGUCGAACAAUGGGGCUUAAUCAACUAUCAAGUAGAUGCUGAUUCUAGGCCAUCAGCCCUAGGACCACCACCUACUUCUCAUUUUCAUAUACUCUCGGACACUCCUUCAGGUUUACAGCCAGUAAAUCCUCCGAAGACUCCCCAACCAAGUGCAGCUAAAGCCCUAUUGGAUUUGGAUAGGCCACAAGAAACUAAGAAAGUUGAGGGAGCCGAACCACUGGCCAGUUUCGGUCUCAAAUUGGACCAGUAUUCCAAAAAACCUGCCUUACUUAGAAAUAAAACUGCGGCAUCUUUAACUAGGGAUUGGACAGAACAAGAAACACUUCUUUUACUGGAAGGUCUUGAAAUGUAUAAAGAUGACUGGAAUAAAGUAUGUGAGCAUGUAGGAUCCAGAACUCAAGAUGAAUGUAUUCUACAUUUUCUCAGAUUACCAAUUGAAGAUCCUUAUUUAGAAGAUCCAGAAGCUGGCGGUGCCUUGGGUGCUCUAGCUUACCAACCAAUGCCGUUUAGUAAAGCUGGAAAUCCAAUCAUGUCUACUGUAGCCUUUUUGGCUUCUAUUGUAGACCCCAGGGUGGCUGCAGCUGCUGCCAAAUCCGCAAUGCAUGAAUUUGCUAGCAUUAAAGAUGAAGUUCCAGCUGCUGUAAUGGAUGCUCAUUUAAAAAGUGUAGAGGCUUCUUCGGCUUCAGGAAAGUAUGAUCCAGCUGCCAAUUUGGCUUUGACAGGAAUUGCUGGAACUGCUCCAGAGAAAGAAGAAGAAGCAACGAAAAAGGAAAAAGAUGAUGAAGCAACCACUGAACCUAAAGAAGAAAAACCUGAAAUUGUGGCGAAAACUGAUCCAGAAGAUCAGGAAAUUCCAGCACCACCUUCUAACGAGCUCAAAGUUAAAGACAGCGAAAUGCAAAGCGCAGCUGCUGCAGCUUUGGCAGCCGCAGCAGUAAAAGCCAAGCACCUGGCGGCAGUAGAAGAAAGAAAAAUCAAGUCACUAGUAGCCUUGCUGGUGGAAACUCAAAUGAAAAAGUUGGAAAUUAAAUUACGUCACUUUGAAGAACUGGAAACUACUAUGGAAAGGGAGCGUGAAGGUCUCGAAUAUCAAAGGCAACAAUUGAUAACUGAGAGGCAACAAUUUCAUUUGGAACAGUUGAAGGCUGCAGAAUUUAGAGCCAGGCAACAAGCACAUCAAAGGUUGCAAUCUGAACAAGGCCAAUGGCCACAACAGCAUCCAUCUUCAGCUGGAUCUAACUCUAGUGACACAGGACCAAGUACAACUCCUACCCCUCCGUCACCACAAGCUACCCCACAUCAUCAGACUGGGGAUGGACAAGAUAGCGAAUGAGUAGUUGAGAUGUGGAUGAAACCUUCAAAAGUAUUUUGGAUUGUGGAAAUUUCUUUAAUUUUAUUAGUUAAUUUAAUAAUUGGACCUAUUCAAAUUUAAUAACUGUAAUGAUUGAUGAAAUGUCAUGUUCUUAGUGGGACUGAAAAUUACUUUUUUAUGAUAUACUUCUAUGGAUAAGAAAGCAAGUAAGGAAUUCAGAUGUAGAUGAAAUCUUCAAAGAUAUUGUGGAAAUUUGCUAAUUUAGCGUAAUUAGUUUUUAUAGUUUAAUUUAAUUAUUUAAUAUUAAUGAGAUGUAAUAAUUUUUAUCUGUAACUGGAAGGUAUAGUAUGCAGUGUUUUUGAGACUGCAAAUAAGUUUUUAUAGAUGAAUAUUAAUAGUAGGCACCUUUAACUGACAUAGUGCGAUGUGGGGCUUUGAUAGUAAUAACAUGAUUGUAAUGAUUAUAUGAUUUUAAACUAG